AUGGACCUAGUUUUCCGUGACUGCACCUCGCUCCAUAUGCUUCAUUUCAAAUUCCCCAGCCAUCCUGCUGAAAGAGAAAGGCUGUUGCAGGUAUUCACUAUCGGAAAUUAUAAAACGACGCUCUUGCCUGUACGGCCCCAGGGGGUCAUGUUUACCUUGGAUGGACGUGUGCUGCCAGAUGAUAAUGAGCUUGCUCGGGCGAUUACUGGCCAGCUAGGGCUAGCAGCUAAGGCCGACUCCGGAUGUAUUCAGUAUCCGACGCGAUUCCAUUUCCUGCGUCUACCCUUGCAUGUUCAACAGCGCAUCUUACGGUAUGCUCUUAUACCACCCUUCCUAGUUAUACAUCCGUGCCUCUCGCCCAUCACCGAUGGCACAGCCCUAACGGUUCUCCCGUUAUUCCUGACAUGUAAAGACAUUUACCGAGAAGCAGAGGCUAUUCUCUAUCGAGAAGCUGUCUUCUCUUCGUGCUCCCCAAGAUAUGAGAAAGCUAUGCGGAGGUUUUUAUAUAAUCGCACAGAUCACCAGCUCCAACUCAUGCGGCAGUUCUUUUGCCAUAGUAUGGAUCGCUGGCUUGAUAGACGCAUCGACAAGUUCCUCCGAGUGCGAAGCCCCGACAUCGAAGAUCUUCGGCGUAAGAUAGAAAGUGGUACAUUCCAACACCCAUGCCUUUCUGAAUUGUGA
Molecule: messenger RNA, 681 nt
Organism: Microsporum canis CBS 113480
Lineage: Eukaryota; Fungi; Ascomycota; Eurotiomycetes; Onygenales; Arthrodermataceae
Exons: 1
Coding region: 1-681 (226 amino acids)
Source: RefSeq, a predicted model, not a curated record